Molecule: messenger RNA, 1381 nt
Organism: Ziziphus jujuba (common jujube)
Lineage: Eukaryota; Viridiplantae; Streptophyta; Magnoliopsida; Rosales; Rhamnaceae
Product: uracil-DNA glycosylase, mitochondrial
Exons: 7
Coding region: 136-1179 (347 amino acids)
Biological process (GO): base-excision repair; base-excision repair, AP site formation via deaminated base removal
Cellular component (GO): mitochondrion; nucleus
Molecular function (GO): uracil DNA N-glycosylase activity
Source: RefSeq, a predicted model, not a curated record
AAAUAGAAAAAUAAAAAUAAAAAUUUUACCUUUUUUAUUUUUACCUCCCAGUCCCAGGCCAACACUGAUCAGUAAAACUUCCUGCUAAGUCGAAAAGUCAACGGGUUUUGAUCGGGAAAAGGAAGGAGAGAGAAAAUGGCUUCGAGGGCUUCCUCCGAAAUCAAAACCCGCAAAACCCUGUCGGAUAUCUUCCGGCCACAACACCCAGCUGCUUCUGCUGCUAAGCGCUUGAAGCCCUCUUCUUUGGGUUUCUCGGGAUCCAAACAACCCCCCAAUCCCAUACACUGCCAGGGCGUUGCGUCUCUCAGCAAAUGCGAUGAUGAUGGGGGUGUUCUUCCCAUUCCCAAUGACUCCGAAUCCUCCCGCUCCUCCUCCUCUGCGCUCACUGACCAGCAAAUCUCGCGCAUGGAAUUUCACAGAUUGCUCGCCAAAGCCAAACGCAACCAGAAAACCUGUUCUGGUAGAGUUUCCAAGUGUAAAGGAGGUUCGGGUUAUGUGAAGCUACAAGAACUGCUGGUGGAGGACACAUGGUUGGAAGCGCUUCCGGGUGAGUUCGAAAAGCCCUAUGCAAUGAACCUCUGCAAGUUCGUUGAGAGCGAGAUAUGCGGUGGUGGCAUUCCCAUUUAUCCGCCUCCCCAUUUGAUCUUCAAUGCUCUCAACUCCACCUCAUUUGACAGGGUCAAGGUUGUUAUUCUUGGUCAGGACCCGUAUCAUGGUCCGGGUCAAGCGAUGGGUCUCUCGUUCUCCGUGCCUGAAGGGGUGAAGAUUCCCUCAAGUCUGGUCAAUAUAUUCAAGGAACUUGAGCAAGAUCUUGGCUGUUCAAUUCCUUCUCAUGGAAAUCUAGAAAAAUGGGCAGUGCAGGGAGUACUCUUGCUCAAUGCUGUUCUCACUGUUAGAAAACAUCAGGCAAACUCUCAUGCAAAGAAAGGAUGGGAGCAAUUUACUGAUGCUGUUAUUAAGACAAUUUCACAACAGAGGGAAGGAGUUGUUUUUCUCCUAUGGGGAAAUUCUGCUCAAGAGAAGAUUAGGUUGAUUGACACAUCAAAGCAUCACAUACUCAAAGCAGCGCAUCCUUCUGGGUUAUCUGCAAAUAGAGGCUUCUUUGGCUGCAGGCAUUUUUCUCGCACAAACCAGCUUCUGAAGAAAAUGGGAAUCCCUACCAUAGAUUGGCAACUUUAACCUUUGAAGACUUGCUCUAAAUUCUAGCUCAUUUUGUGUGGGACACUUUUUGAGGCCAAGCUAGAUGAUAUGGUUUUGCCUUCUUAAAUGGUAGAUCCAUUAGCCCUAACUCUAUCACUGAUACAUAUCUUUUGUGUUUUAUCACUUUCUAUGAAUCUUUUCUAAUGUUUAAUAGUGAUGGAGAAUUACCUGUUCCAAUCAA